Messenger RNA from Catharus ustulatus (Swainson's thrush), 940 nucleotides. It is a transcript of the gene KCNE3, whose product is annotated as potassium voltage-gated channel subfamily E regulatory subunit 3. Bases 69 to 446 code for a protein of 125 amino acids. The record is from RefSeq and is a predicted model, not a curated record. Lineage: Eukaryota; Metazoa; Chordata; Aves; Passeriformes; Turdidae. Gene Ontology annotation, cellular component: membrane. Gene Ontology annotation, biological process: ventricular cardiac muscle cell action potential; regulation of ventricular cardiac muscle cell membrane repolarization; membrane repolarization during action potential. Gene Ontology annotation, molecular function: delayed rectifier potassium channel activity; potassium channel regulator activity; transmembrane transporter binding. The transcript has 2 exons.
CUGCCCCGGGAAGGGGAGGAGGCUGGCGGCACUCCCAGCCCGGCCGGCAUCCCUCCCCGCCGGCUGCGAUGCUCAGUCCCGGCUCAGCCUUGGCAGCGGCGCAGGCAGGGAGGGCACACGAGCCUGCAGAGGACAUGGACGAGAACAACCGGACGGAGAGCUGGCACCAAAGCCUGCAGGCAGUGCUGGACGCCUUAAACCAGACCCUGCACGGGGCCAUCCCCUGCCCCGGCCAGGCCCCGGCCAGCACGGCGGGGGCCACGCGAGGUGACCGCGCCGGCCACGCCGGCCGCAACGACAACGCCUACAUGUACAUCCUGUUCGUCAUGACGCUCUUCGCCGCCACCGUGGGCAGCCUCAUCCUGGGCUACACCCGCUCCCGCAAGGUGGACAAGCGCAGCGACCCCUACCACGUCUACAUCAAGAACAGGGUCUCCAUGAUCUGAGCCUGCCCCGCGCCUUGUCCCCAGAGCUGCUUGGGGUCACCGUGCUGGGCACACCCUGCUCGCUGCGGGAUGUGACAGUGCUGCUGGCCCCAAAGCUCCUGGGAACCUCCUAAAGCUGCUGAGAACCCCCCAAGGCUGCUGAGAACCCUCCAAAGCUGCUGGGAACCCCCACCAUGGAAAAGCCCAGUCCUGGUGGAGCAGUGCUGGGAUGUCCUGGCUGGCAGGAGCUGGAAGAGUGUGACCUGCAAGCAGAUCCUGCUCCUGCAGAGCCACCCCGGCUCCCCCGUGGGCUCCUUUCCCACCGUGGCCUUUGGGGGCUGGCAGGAGCCUUCAAGGAGAAUAUUUCCCCAUUUCCCUACUCAGAUCAGCCAGCGCUGACCUCCCUGGGCUCCCAGCAGCUGUGGCAGUGGUUAGCGGGUUUGUCUGGUGCUGAAACCCUGUAAUGUUUGAGCUGGGCUGGGCUCUGCUUCCCUAGCAGGGAAUUAAAGGAGGUG